AUGUACAACGGUAUUGGACUCAAGACGGCACGUGGAACGGGCACGAAUGGGUACGUGCAACGCAACCUCUCCAACUUCGAGGCUGGAAAGAAGCGGUGGAACAAGCGUGAUGCGACCGAUGAGGUCGGGUCGGAUACACGUCUUGGUCCCGACGCAGCGAUUUUGGAGCACGAGCGAAAGCGAGCGGUGGAAGUGAAGUGCAUGGAGCUGCGCGUCGAGCUCGAGGACGACGAUGUGGCCGAUGACGAGAUCGAGGAGCGCGUAGCCCAACUUCGCGAGACGCUGAAUGCACAGCUGGCGGAGCAGACGAACGAGUCAGCAGCAUCGUCUUACGAAAGCGGUAGAGCAAAAGAGACUCGACUGCGUCAUAUGGGCACGCAUCAGCAAAUCCAGACUAAGCAGCACUUGGAUCGACGCUUCGCAAUCGCGGUUGGUGUCGAGAGCGGAUAUCGACAAGCCGACGCAUUCAACCGCGACCUGCAGGAGCUCAAGAAAUCCGAGCGCAUCCACCAACAACGUCAGGCGUACCAACAGAGACAGCUCGCGCGAGCAAGCCACGCUUCCACCCAGCCUCCACCCCAUCCUCCCGCACGUUGCUCUUCCACACACUCCCAAUCCACCUCGUCCAGCUCGCCAUCUUCACCGCCACGCAAGAGAGCCAGAUCGCGCUCCGCAUCACAAGACUCGUCCGCUCGCUCCAGCUCGAGCCACGCAAGCCCCCGUAGCCCCACCCCCCGCACCACAUCACACGUCGCAUCCUACUCUUCCUACUCGUCUCGUUCUCGUUCUCGCUCUCGCUCUCGCUCUCCGCUAUCCCAUUCGCGCUCUUCGCGCUCGCGCUCCCGUUCUCGUUCUCGUUCUCGCUCUCGCUCUCGUUCUCCGCUAUCCCAUUCGCGCUCUUCGCGCUCCCGUUCACCUUCACGCUCGCGCUCACCUUCUCGUUGCGCCUCGUCGCGCUCUCGCAGUCCGGCGCACAGACCGCGCAGACACUCGUCGUCUCGCGUGAACCCGCCCGGCCCCCCACCGCGCCGACCUGCCGGCCUCUAA
Molecule: messenger RNA, 1047 nt
Organism: Mycosarcoma maydis (corn smut)
Lineage: Eukaryota; Fungi; Basidiomycota; Ustilaginomycetes; Ustilaginales
Product: U2-type spliceosomal complex subunit CWC21
Exons: 1
Coding region: 1-1047 (348 amino acids)
Source: RefSeq, a predicted model, not a curated record